Molecule: messenger RNA, 969 nt
Organism: Nicrophorus vespilloides
Lineage: Eukaryota; Metazoa; Arthropoda; Insecta; Coleoptera; Silphidae
Source: RefSeq, a predicted model, not a curated record
UCAAAGCCUCUCCAUGGACAGUUCCUCCGAAGUCUGCAGAACAGGUGGACAGAUAAGGAGAAAACCUUUGCAUGGCUGAGAAGCGCUGGACUCAAGGGUGAGACGGAGAGCCUCUUGGUGGCAGCUCAGGAUCAGGCACUGAAUACCCGUUACCAUCAGAAGAAAAUAAUAGGCCUUGACGUUGACAGUAAGUGCAGAGUAUGUAACAAGAAUGACGAAACUGUCAGCCACAUUAUUGCGCCGACGGAGUACACGCACCGUCACAACAAGAUUGCUACUUACCUGCACUGGUCAAUAGUCAAAGAACUUGGCCAGCAAGUGCCUGAGCAUUGGUACGAUCACCAGCCUGCCCCGGUCGUAGAAAGGGAAGAUGUAGUCGUAAUGUACGAUGAGGCUGUGAUAACUGAUCGGACCAUAGGAGCUAACCGACCGGACAUCAUCAUCCACAAUAAGAGGGAAAAGCGCUGCACCUUAAUCGACGUUUCCGUACCUGCUGACGCAAAUAUUGCUGCCAAGGAGGUCGAGAAAAGGUGCAAAUAUAAAGAUCUUGAAAUUGCGCGAAUGUGGAACACAAAGACCAAAGUGGUUCAGGUCGUUGUUGGAGCUCUCGGUACACUCAAGAUCGGAUUCGAGAAUUACCUGGAAGAGCUACCGUGUAGAGUUAACGCCGAGCAGGUGCAGAAGAUCUCACUGCUGGGAACGGCCCCAAAUCCUACGAAAGGUCCUAUCUAUCGGACAAUAAAUGCCCUAGGGUCCAGGGAUCAUGAGGAUGUUGGCACGAUUCCAGUCACCAGGAAAGUAUCCAAUUCGAAGGCAGGCGUUGUAGAUGGAGAGCAGCCAUUGGAGUGCAGUAUCUGGAAGCUUUCUUAUUAUCCUCCACGUAAUGUCGUCAUUUCCAGGAGCGGAGUUCUUGUUGCAACACGACACAACAUCAGUCAGUUCGUCGAAGGUAUUGCACUCGGAGUCUGA